GCCACCACCAAGGACACCAUGAGCCAGUUGGGGUCUGUAAGCUGCUGCCCGGGUGCUGCCAAUGGCAGCCUGGGCCGGUCAGACGGUGUGGCCAAGAUGAGCCCCAAGGACCUGUUUGGUGAGUGAGGUUUGCAGACAGGCUGGAUACAACAGGGGAGAGGGCCCACCGCUUUGGCGGGGAAGAACAGCACCCCCAUUCCCAAGGCCGUGCCAAGCCCUGACCGGGUAGCUCGGCUGGUGGGAGACCCAGGCAGCCCUGGGUGCCCAGAGGAGAUCUCUGGGCCCACAUCCACCUACAGCUUCAUAGGUCCUUCCCCAAACUCCUGGCCACUGCGUCCCCUCCCCCACACUGGUAAGGGGAGACGCCUUUACUAAUAAUUCAGGGAGCAUUAAUAUUGAUUCAUCACCCUCCUUGCAGCAACCUGAUCGCAGAGGGGGGCGGGGGCUCAGGCUAACCCAGCUGCCAGGUGUCUGCUCCAGGAGAGAAGAGCCUGGCCAGCCCCUCCACCCAGUUCUGUACUCCCUGACACUCCUCCUAGGACUGCCCCCAGCCUGGACCACUCCCCUCAUUGGUGCUUUGGGCACCCGGACUGGAAAGAAGAAGCCUUGUGAGGGCUGGGGAGAUUUUAGCUGGCAGUUCAUGGGGUGGGAAGACACUCUGGCCCAGGGCCCUCCCUUUGGAAGGUGGAAGCCUCUGGCCCCCAACCCUCUGGGAUGGACAUCCCUGUCACAGGCUGCCUCAUCACCUAAGCAAACCCCUGGCCCUCUCUGAGCUUGGGUCCUUUGCCCAGGGAGCCAUCCUGGGCAGAGGGAAAGGGCUUCCUGUAGACUCUCACUGUGCCCAGGAGGGGCCUCACCAAGUUUUACCCCUGGCUCUUCCCUGUGGCCCCACCUCGUGGGUCCCAUCCUCUGGGGGUGAUUGACUGGCACCUCCCGUUCAGAGCAGAGGAAGAAGUAUUCCAACUCCAAUGUCAUCAUGAACGAGACCUCCCAGUACCAUGUCCAGAGGGCUCUGCCCAGCAGUGACCACCUGCCUACCCCCAGCACUUGGCCACCUUCAUCAUGGACAAAAGUGAGGCCAUUGUGUCUGUGGAUGAUGCCAUCCGGAAGCUGGUGCAGCUGAGCUCCAAGGAGAAAAUCUGGACCCAGGAGAUGUUGCUGCAAGUGAAUGACCAGUCCCUGCGGCUGUUGGACAUUGAGUCUCAGGAGGAGCUAGAGAACUUCCCCCUGCCCACAGUGCAGCACAGCCAAACAGUACUGAACCAGCUUCGAUACCCCUCCGUGCUGCUGCUCGUGUGCCAGGACUCAGAGCAAAGCAAGCCUGAUGUCCACUUCUUCCACUGCGACGAGGUGGAGGCAGAACUGGUACACGAGGACAUCGAGAGUGCGUUGGCUGACUGUCGUCUGGGCAAGAAGAUGCGGCCGCAGACUCUGAAGGGUCACCAAGAGAAGAUCCGGCAGCGGCAGUCCAUCCUGCCCCCUACCCAGGGCCCAGCCCCUGUCCCCAUCCAGCGCCGUGGAGAUUCAGCCAAGAACCGCGUCGGCCCAGCAGCACCGGUGCCACUCAGUGAGCCAAGCCACUACCGCCAGGAGUCGCUGGAUGAGGAGCCGAGGGCUGUGCUGGCUCAGAAGAUAGAGAAAGAGACGCAAAUCCUCAAUUGUGCCCUGGACGACAUUGAGUGGUUCGUGGCCCGGCUUCAGAAGGCAGCAGAAGCUUUCAAGCAGCUGAACCAGCGGAAGAAGGGCAAGAAGAAGGGCAGGAAGGGGCCAGCAGAGGGCGUCCUCACCCUGCGGGCACGGCCCCCCUCUGAGGGUGAGUUUGUGGACUGUUUCCAGAAAAUCAAGCUGGCCAUCAACCUGCUGGCAAAGCUGCAGAAACACAUCCAGAACCCCAGUGCAGCUGAGCUCGUGCACUUCCUCUUCGGGCCUCUGGACCUGAUCAUUAACACCUGCGGUGGCCCAGACAUUGCACGCUCAGUCUCCAGCCCCCUGCUUUCCCGAGAUGCUGUGGGCUUCCUGCGAGGCCACCUGGUCCCCAAGGAGAUGUCUCUGUGGAAGUCACUGGGGGACACCUGGACUCGGCCCCGCUCUGAGUGGCCUCGGGAGCCGCAGGUGCCCCUCUACGUGCCCAAGUUCCACAGUGGCUGGGAGCCACCCCUGGAUGUGCUGCAGGAAGCUCCCUGGGAGGUGGAGGGGCUGGUGCCUGCCCCCGACGUUGAGCCCACUCCAGCAAGCCGACGACUAUCCUUACGAAACUCCCAGAAGCAGAGCCACUCUGUAGAGCCUACACCCCUGGGGGACACUCUACCACCAGUCAGCACCCCACAUGCUCACAGAGGCUACCAGCCAACACCAGCCAUGGCCAAGUAUGUCAGAGUCCUCUACGACUUCACAGCCCGCAAUGCCAAUGAGCUGUCGGUGCUCAAGGAUGAGGUCCUAGAGGUGCUGGAGGACGGGCGACAGUGGUGGAAGCUACGCAGCCGCAGCGGCCAGGCAGGCUACGUGCCCUGCAACAUGCUGGCCGAGGCGCGACCCGAGGACGCCGGCGCCCCCUUCGAGCAGGCCGGUUCGAAAUACUGGGGCCCCGCCAGCCCGACCCACAAGCUGCCCGCAACCUUCGCUGGGAACAAGGACGAGCUGAUCCAGUACAUGGAUGAGGUCAACGACGAGCUGGUCAAGAAGAUCAGCCAAGUCAAGGCGCAGCCGCAGCGGCACUUCCGCGUGGAGCGGCCGCCGCCCGUGCACCUGCCGCUGUCCUACGAGUCCGGCCCCAGCGAGGUCCGCGCCUGGCUGGAAGCCAAGGCCUUCAGCCCGCGGAUCGUGGAGAACCUGGGCGUCCUGACCGGGCCUCAGCUCUUCUCGCUCAACAAGGACGAGCUGCGGAAGGUGUGCGGGGAGGAGGGCGUCCGCGUGUACAGCCAGCUCACUGUGCAGAAGGCAGUUCUGGAGAAGCAGCAAAGCGGGUCCGAGCUGGAAGAACUCAUGAGCAAGUUUCAUUCCAAGAACCAGAGGAGGGUGGAGGACAGCUAGACCUGGCUGCACCGGGCUACCACACCUGCAGGAGGGGAGCCCGCCCCCCCCCCCCGCUGUGGCCCCUCGAUGCAUGGAGUAUUAUUUUUGUACGUGUAUGUAUUUUGUACCAAGGACACUGAUUGGGUGUGGUGCUGGGUGCCCCCCCCCCACCUGGCUGGAGGCACAUGGCCUGUCCUCAGGCUCACUGCCCCAGCUCACACCAAGGCCGACCUCAGCCAAACCUGUGACCCAUGGUGCCAGCCCCUGAUCUGCCUGCCUUGAGGCCACAAGACUCCCCAGAAGGGGUGGGGCCUCAUCCUCUGGUCACCCCUGUGAUGUCCCCUGUCUUCACCUGCCUCCACAUCUUCACCUGUACUCAAUUGCAUCUCCCUGCCCCAGGGUGGGCCAAAGCGCCAUUCUGGCCAGUUGUUAACCUGGCCUCCAAAUGUACCCAGCACACCCACCCAUUGGGCUGCUCCCCAAGGGUGCCCUGGGAGGGGCUCCGGGACAGGGGGCCCAGGGGGCCACGCUGGGCUGGACACAUGUGAUAUUCCUCACCCUGUCAAGGACAGAACAUGCCCUGGACACAGUGCUGGCUUCCAACACCCCCUGCCUCCCAGUCCCACAGAACCCACAAUAGGUACUUUCUCUGACCAAGUCCCAGGCCAACUGAGCACUGCACUGAUUGUGGGGGGGCUGGAUGUCUUGAAGCUCUGGACUGAUAGGCGAGAGGUGGCCAGGGCUCCAAGGCUGGGACAUUAAACCAAUUCAGUCUCUGA
Molecule: messenger RNA, 3791 nt
Organism: Otolemur garnettii (small-eared galago)
Lineage: Eukaryota; Metazoa; Chordata; Mammalia; Primates; Galagidae
Gene: EPS8L2
Product: EPS8 like 2
Exons: 19
Coding region: 1063-3030 (655 amino acids)
Biological process (GO): Rho protein signal transduction; positive regulation of ruffle assembly; regulation of Rho protein signal transduction
Cellular component (GO): vesicle; ruffle membrane; plasma membrane
Molecular function (GO): actin binding
Source: RefSeq, a predicted model, not a curated record